AUGCCAGGGAAGCAGAACGAGACGACGGAAGAACAGGAGGGCGAGGAGGCGGAGCCCCUGGUAGCGAAGGAGGGUGUCCCAGCAGGCGACGGCGCCACCUGGGCGGUGGAACUGCAGACCGCGUCCGCGGGGAUGCUGCGUCUCCGCGUUGUCUUCGGGCCUCGGUGCUUCUCGGUCGGUGCCUCGGCGCCGCUCGUGCCCACUCGGCCACGGCGCGCGGCAGGAGGGCCAGCCGUGAAGCAGGAGGUGAACCAGCCUGGCACCGUCGAGCCAGAGCUGACCGAGGCAGGCAACAACACGGAGGAGGACGAGACCAUGAAUCUCACGCCUUGCUCGCCAGAGGAGGCCCGCGCCCACAGGCACUGGCAGGAGCCGCCUGAGAACCCUCAGGAGAUUGGUGAGUACAGAAAGGCCCUGGGCUCUACGUUGGAGGGUCUAGAGCGUCAGAUCACAUGUUCGCAGGAGCUCAAGAUGGACGCAUCACAAGUGCAAGGCUUACGACAUGAGUGCGCCGUGGUAUUGCACCAGCUCAUGUACUCUCGCGCGGCCUCUGCCCGCACGGCCAAGCAGUUCAACUUCGCCAACCGAGCAAAGCGCAGGAGGAGCCUCUCGGUCGCGUGCGCAGUGGCCAGCUACCACGCGCUCGCCGAGCACACCAGCGGGCGCACGACCACCAAGUACGCCAACCACGCGAAUUCCGCCUGGAGCUACACCGUGCUCGGGCUCAGCGGAUUCGAAAGCGGAUUUCUCCACGCCAGGGUUGUUAGCGAGUACGCAGCAUUCGCAGCAGGCGAGAGGCCCGCGGGCGCCAACAGCACUCCGCCGGCGCCUGCCGCGGGCGCCAAGAGCGAGGAGCGCCAGGAGCUGACCGUGGAGGAGCAGCUCGCCAAGGAGCAGGCCCUACGCCAGCAGGAGGAGAGGGCGGCCCAGGAGCAGCGCGAGCGCGACGCCGAGCGCGAGGCCGAGGAGAAGCGCGCACGCGAGGCGGAACGCGAGGCCCAAGAGCAGCGCGAUCGCGAGCAGAAGGAGGGCGGCUUGCGGUCGCUCUUCUGCAGCAUGUCGUACAAGUACUUCGCGCCACUCCUUGCGAUGCUGGACCGGCUGGGGCAGCCUCGCCCUCUACGGCUGCUCUCCGCGCUGGUGUUCGCGAUCUUGCUCUCGAAGCCGUUCCCGCUGAAGAAGUUGGCGCUGGAGGAUUCCUGGUCGGCUUUGGAAGGAAACUCUGGCACGUUCCAGCCCUGGUUCCGGCUUGGUGCCGCCGCGGCGUGGCCCUUUGGACGCCGCUGCGCGGCGUCGGCCGCGCGGGAGGUGCGGAAGGCGGCGGCCCCUGCCGAGCAGCCGUGGGCGGGCGGCACACUGGGCCUCCCGGGCGCUCGCGGCGCCCAGGAGGCCACGCUGCGGGCGGGGGCCGAGGCCGCCGACGAGGCGCGCGCCGAAGCGGCGCGCGCGAGCCCCGCGUCCGGGCGGCGCGGCGCCCCGCGGUAUGGACAGGUGACGCUGAAGACGAUCUACCUGCCCAACGGGGUUGUCUUUCUCGUGUUGCUGGUCGCCGGUGGUCGAUUCUUCCAUCAGCAGCAUGUCAGGUUCGAGGAGCCGUCUUUGUACAAGGAUGAGGUACGGCAGCUCGUGACAUUGGCAAAGAAAGCUAAUGUUGACGAAGCAGCCGACAAAUACUGGAAGCAGUAUGACAUAAUCGUUGAGCUGGAGACGCCCGCGCAUGCGGUGCUCAAGCGGGCGCAGCAGUUUCCUGAUGGUGGUGGUGCUGCUCGCGGCCUUGGUGGCGGUGCUCGCCCCCCUGCCGCGGGCUCGAAGCGUGAGCAGAGGCUGGAAAAGCAGGUGCAGGAGCUCACCAAGCGCGUGGCCGCGCAGUUGGAGUUGGCCAUCGCAGCGCGCAAGAGCGAGUCGGCAUCUGCAGCCAAGGCGAUCCUGGAGGAGAACUUCCGAGGCGUCAGGGCGCAUAUUGAAGCCCGCAAGCCUGGCCUCACGCAGCACAACAAUGCGGGGCACAGGCUCAACAGAUGCAAGGCCCGCCUGGCCAAGGUGGAGUCGGAGGUCACCGACAUCACCAAGAGGUUGGAUGAGAUGCAGAAGGAGAAGAUGGAGUCGGUGCAGAAGCGCGACAACAUGCAGAAGGAGCUGCUGGAUGGCAAUGCGGAGAUCAAGGCAAUGGUGGACUCCGAACCGUUCAAGGAGUUCGCAAAGCUGUUCCGCCUCCAUGUCACAUCGGGAGCCCAACGUCCUGAGACGCCCGUGGCGCCACCUGAGGGAGCGGCUGGUGCGCGCGUGGGCCAGCCAGUGCCAACAGGCGAUGACGAGUUCGAUGACAUGCUCGUUGAUGAGCAGGCGGCCGAUGACUUCUGUGAGAAGCACAAGGGCGACACGAGGGCUAUCCUGGAGGAGUCUGUUAUCGAGUCGCUGGUCUCUGUGGCGGCGGACCUUCACAGCGUGUUCACCCAGGCGGUGUGGAGCGCCGUCACAAGGCCCAGCCAUGCGCAGUUUUCGGUCAAGGACCUGUGCGCGAUGUGGAGGGAGGUCAAGGGGGAAGACCUGACUCGGUCAGGCACCGCAUCUACGAGCGUCAGCAUCAGGAUUGGCCAGGCCAACUGGCGAGCAGAUCUCGAGGCCAAGAAGGCCAUCGGGCUGCAUGCGCACCCGUCGGAGGCUGAAGCCAAGCAGUUAGAUUGGACCAUCGACCAGAUGCGCAAGUGCGCACGGCUGAUGGACGACAACACGAGCGCCCUGAGCUUGGAUGCGAAGGUUUCCCUGAGAGAGUGGCUGAGCUUCUGGUCUCUGCCCCCGAUCACGGACACAAGCUGGCGAGCACCCAGCCUGGCAGCAUUCGCAGCGGUGGCCAAGUUUUGUCUCGGCUGCGCAGAGGGCUUCAUCCUUUGCGCUGCGCUGCAGUCUCCUGUGCUGAACCUGAAGAACAGUCAGGGGCGAAUCCUGGGCGACGGGCGCCAUGUCCUCGAGGCGGCGUCUGCUGGGCAUGUCCUGAAGGUUUCGAAGGGGGUCGACGCACUGCACUCGAAGUUCGCCAAUCAAGUGAAGGUCGAGUUUAUCCGGCGGGCCUGGAGCACGCCGAGGCGACAAAGUGUGCAGGAAUUUCGCGGCACGCUGGCGCCAGGUCUUGUGGGCAUGUUCAAGUACGUCAUUUGGGAGAACGAUUUCGGGGAAUCGGUCAGACUCACGUUUGGCCAGUCCCCCAUCAAGGGCAUGCUGUUUCGUGCGAUGCUUGGCGUGACGCCAGUGGAGAAGGUACUCACGCUCCUCGACGACCUCAAGGCAAACAUCGAGCAGGAGGGCACGGCGGAGUCGCAGGAGUACGACAGGUUCGCCUGCUUCUGCAAGGACGCGACCGGCGGCCGCAGUUCGUCGAUCCUCGAGCGCAAGGACGAGUCCGACAUCCUGUCCGCCUCCAUCGCCGAGGACACGGCGAGCAAGGCGACCAAGGCCCAGGAGCUCGCCGAGAGGAAGGCGAAGCACGAGGAGAUGGAGGCCGAGCUCGCCUUCACCAAGGAUCAGCUCGCGAAGGACACGGCGCAGUACAAUUACAAUGCCGCGGACUUGUCGAAGGCCAUCUCCAGCCUGUCCAACGCUAUGACUGCGCUCCAUGACGCCAAGACCCCGCCCGGGGCCGCGGUGCUCUUGGCCUUGCGCAGCUCCGUGGCAAAGGGCUCCCAGCUCGCCCGCGCCCUGGACAGCAGGCUGCCGAAGGCUCAGGCGUUCUUGCAGGCCAAGGUGGAUCCCACCAGCCCGGAGUACAAGUACCAUUCGGACGGCAUCAUCUCGACCAUCGAGGAUCUGCACACCGAGUUCACCGCGAAGAAGGCCACCUUGGACGCCGACUUCACGUCGGCAAAGGAGGCCGCGGAGGCGAAGAUCGCGGCGUUGGAGGGCGACCUGAGUAACAACGACGCGGCCAUGAGUGGCCUCGAGACGGCCAUCAGCACCUUGUCCUUGAACCUCGCAGCGCACAAGGAGGGCAUGAUCAUGGUGGAGGCGAUCCUGAAGGACGACAAGCUCUACUUGAAGGACCUCACCGAGCGAUGCGAGGCUAGGGCCCACGACUGGGACCAGCGCUCGCAGAUGCGCGCGGACGAGCUCUCGGCCAUCACGGAGGCGCGCGCAAUCAUCGCCGGGCGCGUCCAGGGCAUGGACGAGGCCGUCAACAUCAGGGCCCUCGUCCAGAGCGGCCAGGCCGCCAAGAGGCCAGCCGCGAAGGCGGCCGUCGUGCCGCCCUCGUUCGUGCAGAGCGCCGCCGUGCGCGCCCACGACCACCAGGCGGCCGCCAACGCCGCGAACGCAACCGAGCUGAGCCAGGCACAGCGGGAUUCCACCGUCGAGCUGUUGGCCAAGGAGGGCAUCCGCCUCAAGAGCCAGCCGAUCUCCAUGCUGGCCAUGAAGUUGGCUGGGGAUCCCUUCGCCAAGGUCAAGGAUUUGAUCCAGGGGCUCAUCGAGAGGUUGCUCAAGGAGUCCAUCGGCGAGGCGACGAAGGAAGGGUUCUGCAACGAGGAGCUUGGCAAGGCGGAGAAGGACCGCGACUUCAGGUACCAGGAGGUCAAGACCCUGAAUGUGGAGGUCGCCAGCCUCGAGCUCAAGAAGGACGAGCUCGAGUCGGAGAUCCAGGAGCUCACGGAUUCCAUCGCGGGCCUCUGGAACGACCUCAACACCUCCACGGAGCCGGCGGUGGCCUUCCUUACCCGGUCGAGCAUCCGGCUCCCGGGCCGCCUCCUCACGCCCCGCCGGCCGGCCUCCUGGAAGGAGCCGGCGGUCAUGACACAGAACGGCAUGGAUCCAACCUUGCCGAGUAACGAGCAGAUGACCAAGGUGUCGAUGUGGUUUUCAACGGCUCUACGCCACAGUCCAUAUUACAAGGACAAACAUAAUCGAUACUUCGAAAAGGUCAGCACUUUUGAUCCAAACGACGGCUGGGUUGUCGUUGAUGAUCUGCUGACAAACUGGACUGAAAAUGAUCAGUAUAAGCACUAUCGUGAAAUGCACGAGGUGCUGAUCAAAGGCACGGACGAUUCCGUGGCCCAAGCGGACGAGUGGCGCUGCGUCUUCGUGUGCUGCAUCAAGAGGCGCUCGCGCUCCGCGGCGGACCUCGCUCUCGACUACGAGCGCGACUGCGUGGUCCACGGCACAAGCAUGCCCGGCGGCAAGAAGAAGGAGCCCACGAACGCCGCUCGCGAGUUCCUGGCGCAGCAUCGCGGCCAGGAGGUCAUCGAGUCGAGCAACUCAGAAGCCGCGGUGGAUCCCGCAGCCGCCGCUGUGGCCGAGCGCAGCGCGGGGAGAUCCUCGGCCGCGGGCCCCGCGGAGCCCCCGCCUUCGCUGCCGGCGAGUCGAAACCAGCGCAGUCAUCCCGACGAGUACCUGCAGACCUACGGCAAGCAGCACGGAUCGGGAACGAAGUGCGGCUUGUGCGGGGAGAAGAUCGGGCGGGAGCCUCGGUGUCGACGAGACCCCGACGCCCCGAGUGCCGCGGAGGCUGCCAGGUCGGCAGCGCGUGCUGCAACCGCCACGGUCGAGUUCCUGAAGAACGAUCCAGGGUUCAAGGCAGGUGGAGCAGCCUUGAACACCGUGAAUGGCUUGUCAGCCCUGCUGCAGUCUCUCCUGUGGCAGCUCCACAACAUCCUGCAGGGGAUCCAGGCGCUCGGGAACGCGCAGAAGACACUCGACGAGAUGGCGGCCCGCAUCCUGUCGGCCCUGGAGCAGCCCACGCAGGGGGGGUUCGAGAACGAGACCACCCAGUGGGAGGUGCUCCACGAGUUCUAG
This is a messenger RNA of Prorocentrum cordatum, 5775 nucleotides long. Lineage: Eukaryota; Dinophyceae; Prorocentrales; Prorocentraceae. The record is from the annotation of a GenBank genome assembly.